Molecule: messenger RNA, 3628 nt
Organism: Dendronephthya gigantea
Lineage: Eukaryota; Metazoa; Cnidaria; Anthozoa; Malacalcyonacea; Nephtheidae
Product: cilia- and flagella-associated protein 91-like
Exons: 19
Coding region: 85-2295 (736 amino acids)
Source: RefSeq, a predicted model, not a curated record
UUUUUUGAGAUAACCGUGAAUAUUUGUUGGAAUAUGUCUUAAAAGUAGAUCAUUUUAGAGCCUGAGAUACUCGUUUUUUAAAAAAUGACGUCGACUAAUACGAUAACAAAGACACAACUGCAGCCUACAAGAAAUUACGACUUUCUAUACGAUCCAUUGCACACACUAUCCAGUGACAGAGAUCAUGCCAGAGCCACGUUCAAAGCCCAUACAGAUGCAAGUAGAAUUAAACGUGUUCCAGUAUUCAAGACCAUGUUCAGCGAUGUUCGCAAUUAUCCACGAUAUCAAAUACAACUUGAUAGUACUGACCCUGUACCAAAAUUCAUCCCCAGACAAUGGAGAGGAUAUUCACAGCAAGCUAGAGACGCUAUUAACAGAUAUAAGAAAUUUAAUUAUGAUCCGUCCGUUCAAGUUCCUCCUAAGGUUUAUCCGGUAGCCGAUGUAGGUGGAGCAGACAGAUACAAGUUUUUCAGAAGACCGAUAAUUCCUUUUCUACAACCGGUUCCAGCCGAUGCGAUUUUGCAAACUUCAAACGAAGCCCUGGCUGCAACAGCGGUUCCACAUGAACAAGAUAUUGCACGUCCUCCAACACCAGCCACACGUACUGUAGAGGUCCAGACUGACUACAGAGAUGGCGAAACUCAGACAGAUCCAUACACGCCAGAGUUUGUCGUAAGACCAGGAUCUCAACCCGAGUUACUCACUCUUUCCUCGCUUUUGUACGGGCAGGGUUUGCCUGCUGGCCUCGCGGAAGUAGAGAUGAUAGAACGAGCUCGGGCGAAAAGGGCUUGGGAGGCUUCUUUGCCUGCUCUUAACGACAUGGAUAAUUUAGAGAAGAGAAGAAAAAUGAUGGACGAACAAGAAAGAAAGGAAUGGGCAUUUCGAGAAAGUGAAAUAGAAAAAUUGCAAGAGGCGAGGCUACAGGUCCUGGAGAAGAUUCUUCAACAACGUGAAGACGAGCACGCUGAAAUGACAACGAAGCGACUCAACAGAUUAUGGUCGGAUAAACAACAAGAAAAGGAUCGCAAGUUUCGAAAAUUGGAAGCCGAACACAUUAAAGCUGUACGAAAGGUUACAGAGAAACGAAAAUGUGUUGAGGGGAAGCUUGAACGACGAGAUGUGAUCAAAGAUUAUUCUAGCUACGACUCCCAAACUUACGCGCCCAUGUCUCGCGUUGGCGUUUUCCUCGAUCGUGGUUCGGAACAAUACGUUGUAAAAAGCAGUUAUUUAUCCUCCUAUCAAGGCCUUCUCGAACUCGAAGCUUCUCUGCCUGACUUUGUGACACGCCCGAGAGUUCAUGCCCCAAAGCCAAAAUCUGGCUCGAAAGGUGGUUUCGUAAAACGCAAACAGCGACGUCAGCAAGAAUUAGAAGAGGUUUCUAAAACAAUUGAGCAUUUAAAGAAACCUGCCGAACCGCCCAAACCUUUACGGUUCUUGGAGAAAGUUGAGAAACCGAUACCAAGACCUCCAACUCCUUCUGUUCAAGUCCCAUCUCAGGCAGAAGAAGAUGAGGAAUUGGCUGCUAUAUUCUUACAAAAAGUAUUACGUGGCAGAGCCAUCCAGAAUAUGAUGUAUGAAGGCAAGGAGAAGAGAUUGGAAUUGAUAAAAGAGCUGCAAAGUACGCAUGCGUUGCAACUGGCUGGCCAGAUGGAGAAACGAAGUGAACGUCAAUCUGUACUCAGUGAUCAGAGGAUGAGAAGACUCGACACGCAUAAGGAAUCCUUUAUUGACGAAGCUCUAUCUGAAUUGGAAGGAUCAACAGUUGCUGAUAUGUUUGAUUUCCUGAGCAAAGAAAUCAUUCGCCUUCAGGAGGCAAGGAGGAUUCAGGCGUUUGCGAUGCUUGCUGAAAGAGAGAGAAGGAUGAGAGAGGCAGAAGAAAGUGGAAGAAGACAGGUGGAAGAACGUCGCCGUAGAGAAGAAGACGAGAUAUUUAAACAGGUAGUUCAUGUUCACCAGAAAACAGUUACGACAUACCUCGAAGAUAUCAUCAUUGGAACGGUAGAGAAAACUGCUGAAGAACAGGCAAGACAAGAGAUUCAAGAGAAAGCUGUUAAAAUCAACGAGAUUGCCCAUGCGAUGGAAAAAACUAAGACACGGUUGCAGUCUGAGGAAAUUGUCUCUGAGUUGGUUCAUUCGUUCCUUCUGCCAGAAGUGCAAAAGAUAACUGUCAGGGAGAAAGUGCGGAGAAACCAACGUAAACAUCUCCUUGCUGCCCACAAAACAAUACAUAGUGGGGUGGACGACGUUACGCAAAAAUCUCUGCAAAAAGAUGAAAACAAUGAACGCGAAACAUAAGGCGAUCCUGAAUACUUGUACGUGCUUAUAAUUGUUCUGUACAGUGAUAAAUUUUAAGGUUAAAACAAUAUUAAUUUUACUCCAGUGAUAUGGUGUAGUAGCGAUCAAACCAUCAGACACUUGUGCUCGAUGUUAUACUAACUGGCAGCGACAGUUAUUUUCAUUUGGUAUUUCCCUUGAUGAACUUUUUCUGACAAGACCUUGCCCUGACUGGAAGACUUUUGUCUAAAGGGACUGAGAACUUUUUCGACGGAGACUAAACUGCUUAUUGCAUGCCUAUAAACUGUGAGACAGGACAAGACACCAUACAUAUCUCCAUCAUCACAAUUAGCAGUUGAACACAUAGGGCGCAACUAUAACCAAGAGAGGAUUUCCAUAGACCUUAUCCUCGCAGUCGCGGCUUGGUCACUGUCACUAGCUUCGAGACUGCUGAUAAAUGGUAAUAACCACGAAACCUCCUAAAUGAUCAAAAAACUGUCUACAUAUAAUCUUCCAACUCCAAAUUAAACAAUUUCUGACACUUUUUAGUGCAAGUGACGUGCAAUACUUAUAAUAUUAAUAUUAAUUUCACGACUCAUUGAAUUAUGAUCAACAUUUACAUAUUCCAAAGCGUGAACUUUCGACGCGCCAUGAUAUCGAUUGUCACUGUCGUCAAGGUCGGUGUCAAAUUAUUUUAUACGAGUUUUGCAGCGUUGCUUCACACUGUGAACUGCAUCUUGAGAAAUUGUGUAUUGCACGGAGUUUAGUAUCGCUAUAAAUAUGGCUGAUAUAGCACUACUGACACAUACAGGAAGUAUUUAAAGUUUCAAGAGUAUUAUCAAGAGAUACGUUGAUAUAUUGCUGUAGUGUGUAGUUUAUAUGGCCAUGUAAACAUUGAAUGCGAUCCUUGCAUCUGUCACUUUGUUGUUCCUUGAUCGAGCCAUGACCGGGCAAGUAACUUUGGAACAUUUGAGUGCUCAGUUUAAAAUUUACUUGCUUAUCUUGCAUACUAUCGUACUCGGAUGGAUUGUGCAUAUUCUCAUCACAGUGUUUUCUAAUAAAUUCGGAUCGAGUAAAUAUGUCGCAAAUAUUGCGAAGGAUGCUUCAUCUGUUCGAGUGGUGCACGUUGGUGACAAACGUGUGACUGUGGAGUCGUGUCACUGGCUAAACUCAAUUUUAUUAUGGUUAUAUAUGAAUGCCUCAAGUACUCCAGAUCUACUCAAGAUUUGGUUAACUAUGCUGAAUGAAAAGUUGAAGACUGAUAAGGACUCUGUGCAGUUCAGAAUAAAUGGUAUUGUUCCUGGUAGUUUGCCUCCUAUUUUAACCAAUGUGUAUUGUUCGAAUGGACACAGUA